GUGUUCACUUUUUUUCUAUUUUAUUAUAGUCCUACCGUAAACAAUUUAUUGAAUCAGGAUGUCUCGGGAAACCGUUCAGAUUCUCAUUGACAUGGGUUUCCAGAAAGAAAAAGCCGAAAAUAGUGUUUCAAUGACAGGAAACCAAGGUGCCAAACCUGCAAUUGAGUGGUUAUUGGCACACAAUGAUGAUGAAAUGGGACCAUCAACUUCUCAAGACGGUUCUACUUCAAACACUAAUUCAGAAACUAAUACCUCACCUGCAACAGUAACUAAAUCAUACAAAUGUGAAGAGUGUAACAAAUUAUUUGCUGAUACUACUGCACUAGAAUAUCAUGCCAUAAAAUCAGGUCACAGCUCCAAUUUCGCAGGAUCAACAGAAGAAAUAAAACCGUUAACUGACGAUGAAAAAAAAGAACAAAUGAAAAAAUUGGAAGAACGUUUAAAGAAAAACCGUGAGGAACGCAAUGCUAAAGAAAAAAAAGAAGAACUAGAAAGAAAAAAAAUUAGAAUUCACUCUGGAAAAGAGAAGGCUACUGCUAAAAAAAAACUUGAUGAUGAAGACAUAAAAAAAAUUAUGGAUGAAAGAAAACGUGGAAAGAAAAAAGAUUAUACACAAACAAAAUUAAAGAUUUGUCUUACAAAUGGCCAAACAAUUGUUCAAACAUUUAAUAUUAAAGAAAUUAUGGCUGCUGUAAGAGUUUAUAUUGAACUAAACCGUUCUGAUGGUGAUGCUCCCUUCGGUCUCAUGACAAGAUUUCCAAGAAAAGUUUUUACUUGUGAUGAUUAUGAAAAAUCACUGGAUCAAUUAGGUUUGGUACCAAGUGCUGUUUUAACAUUGACUAAGCCACAACAAUAAAAUGAAAAUUGAUAAAAUUGAUGAAAAAUUAAAUUGAUUGUUU
Molecule: messenger RNA, 899 nt
Organism: Metopolophium dirhodum (rose-grain aphid)
Lineage: Eukaryota; Metazoa; Arthropoda; Insecta; Hemiptera; Aphididae
Product: UBX domain-containing protein 1-A-like
Exons: 7
Coding region: 59-856 (265 amino acids)
Molecular function (GO): protein binding
Source: RefSeq, a predicted model, not a curated record